Messenger RNA from Helianthus annuus (common sunflower), 3863 nucleotides. RefSeq names its product protein SEMI-ROLLED LEAF 2. Lineage: Eukaryota; Viridiplantae; Streptophyta; Magnoliopsida; Asterales; Asteraceae. The coding region runs from base 394 to 3414 and encodes 1006 amino acids. The transcript has 19 exons. The record is from RefSeq and is a predicted model, not a curated record.
GUGACCGGCGGAUAUGUAACAAAUCAUAUAUACAGAACAGGAAGAGAAACGAAAAGAGAGAGAAAACAGAUUGAAUUUGGGGCAAAAUCUGGAGGUUCCAUAAGUUUGUUCAACAAUUUUCACGUGAUCACAAACCCUCCCAGCCUUCCAGCCUCAAUGCUCUUACAGGCAUCGACUUGAAGGCUGGUCGGAUAAUUGUUGAAGUGCCCGGGUUUUUUGGAAUUUGGUAGCUUUUCUUUCCCUUCUAUGUUAUUAAAAUGGUUGCAUUUAAGAAGGGAAGAAAGCUCGAAGAACAGUUUUGAAGAAAGUGGGGAGAUAUUUAUUGAAUUAUUAUCAUUAUUGUUGUUGUUGUUGUUAUAACUUAGUGUCAUUCUGUAUAAAUUGUUGUACAAAAUGAAUGCUGUUUCUGGGCUAGUGUCAAGGCAAGUUUUGCCAGUUUGUGGUAGCCUUUGUUUCUUCUGCCCAGCGUUGGCCACAAGGUCUAGACAGCCCGUGAAGCGGUACAAGAAGCUGAUCUCAGAUAUUUUCCCGAAAAAUCCGGGUGAAGAACCAAAUGAUAGGAAGAUUGCAAAGCUUUGCGAAUAUGCUGGGAGAAAUCCUUUACGUGUUCCGAAGAUCACAAGUACUCUUGAGCAUCGCUUUUAUAAGGAAUUAAGAAACGAGAAUUUUCAGGCUGCAAAAAUCGUUAUGUUAAUUUACAGAAAGUUGUUGAUUUCGUGCAAAGACCAAAUGCCGUUAUUUGCAAAUAGUUUGCUAAGUAUCAUGCAAACGCUGCUGGAUGAAACAAGACAUGAUGAAAUGUUAAUUAUAGGAUGCCAAACACUCUUUGAUUUUAUAAAUUGUCAGAAAGAUGGAACUCAUAUGUUUAAUUUGGAAGGAUUUAUUCCAAAACUUUGUCAAUUAGCUCAAGAAGUUGGUGAAGAUGAGCGAGUUGCGCCACUUCGUUCAGCUGGCUUGCAAGCUCUUUCUUCAAUGGUGUGGUUCAUGGGUAGAUAUUCCCAUAUAUCAGCAGAGUUUGACAAUAUUGUUUCGGUAGUUUUGGAAAAUUAUGGAUCUCUGAUCAACGAGUCUGAAAACCCUAAUGAAAAUCGAUGGGUUCAAGAAGUACUGAAAAACGAGCAUCAUGUGCCAUCAGAGGCUUUGUUGAAGGUUCCUUCUUGGAGUACAAUUGUAAAUGAGAAAGGCGAAUUAAAUGUGUCGGCGGUUGAUGCUAAAAACCCAAACUUUUGGUCGCGUGUGUGCCUUCAUAAUAUGGCUAAUCUGGGCAAGGAAGCUACAACCAUGCGGCGUGUUCUCGAAUCGUUAUUCCGUUAUUUUGAUUCCGAAAAUUUAUGGCCGUUUCCUCAAGGAGUUGCCUACCCUGUUCUUAAAGACAUGCAGAUUAUAAUGGAUGAAUCCGGACACAAUACACAUUUUCUUCUUUCAAUAUUAGUAAAGCAUCUCGAUCACAAAAACGUCCUUAAAAAACCUGACAUGCAAGUCGACAUUAUAGAAGUUACCACCUCACUCGCACAUGAAACGAAAAAAGAAGCUUCGGUUGCAAUAGUUGGAGCAAUUGCUGACGUCAUCCGACAUCUUAGAAAAAGCGUACACCUGGCACUAGAUGAUGCUGACCUCGGUGCUGAUGUCAUCAAAUGGAACAAUAAGUUUCAUGAAGUUGUUGAUGAAUGCCUUGUGGAGUUAUCCUCUAAGGUUGGUGACGCGAGUCCUAUAUUUGAUAUUAUGGCUGGAAUGAUGGAGAAUCUUUCAAGUAUUACCGUUAUAGCAAGAACUACAGUUGCUGCUGUUUACCGUACUGCUCAAAUUGUAGCUUCAUUGCCUAAUAUGGCCUACAACAAUAAGGCAUUUCCAGAAGCAUUAUUUCAUCAAUUACUUCCUGCAAUGGUGCAUCAAGAUCAUGAAACACGAGUUGGAUCACAUAGAAUAUUUUCUGUUGUUCUUGUGCCAUCUUCUGUUUGCCCUCAAUCUUCAAGCCUUGUGCCAGCUGGCGCUGAUCCCAAUAAAGUGAUGGUCCCACGGUCACUAUCAAGAACUGUUUCCGUGUUUUCUUCUUCAGCUGCCCUUUUUGGGAAAAUGAAAAAAGGCGGGCCUUUAAUGACCAAUAAUGUUAGUAAGCAAAAAUCAAAUAAUAACAAUGGAGCAAUGAACAGAAUGAAGUCGAGUUAUAGCCGAACUUAUUCAAUAAAAAUCGAUGCAAAUACUGCAAGUAACCUUACCAAAGAUGGGGAGGCAGUUACCCUUCGGCUCAGUUCUCACCAGAUAUCACUCCUGUUGUCUUCAAUUUGGGCACAAUCCAUUUCACCUGAAAACACACCUGAAAAUUAUGAAGCGAUUGCUCACACUUACAGCCUCGUGUUGUUAUUCUCUCGAGCAAAGAAUUCGGGUCGUGAGGCGUUAGUUCGAAGUUUCCAGCUGGCAUUUUCAUUGCUUGAUAUUGCUCUUGCUGAAGGAGGAGCGUUGCCACCAUCACGUAGGAGGUCUCUUUACACGUUGGCAACCACUAUGAUAAUCGUUUCGGGAAAAGCGUUUAGUAUUGUUCCUCUUGUUCCAGUUGCAAAGGCAACACUUGCUAAUAAUAUGGUGGAUCCAUACUUGACCUUGAUUGAAGAUUGUAAGCUGACUGUGGGGCCCGGAUCGGGUAACAUUAGUUUCGGGUCAAAGGAAGAUGAUAAGUCAGCUCUAAAAUCACUAUCGGGAGUAAAGUUUUCAGAGGAACAAUCAAUGGAAUCAUUGGCUUCUACAAUCGUGAAGCAUUUGGAAUCAGUUUCUGAGUCUGAAAUAUCGAGCAUUAAGGAACAAUUACUAAACAGAUUUGUGCCUGAUGAUGAUGUGUGUCCUAUUGGCUCCCCAUGUGCAAAUCCACCACAAAAGAAUUCCGAACAUCGUAAAUCUAUGGAGGAGGAGGUAAAUAAGAACUUCCAAAAAUCAUCAUUAGAGGAUGCUCCACUUUUUUUUAUGGAUGAUGAUUUUCAUGGAGAUCCGUUUGGAAGUACAAACCGGCUUUCACUAGCAACAACUGAGACUAAUGAUCUCUUGAGUGUUAAUCAACUUUUGGAUUCCGUUUUGGAGUCUGCACAACAAGUCGGAAGAAUGUCUAUAAGUGUUGCUGCACCUGAGAUGUCUUAUAAAGAAAUGACCAAUCAAUGUGAAGCUAAUGGAAGGAGGAUGAAAAUGACGAAUUUAAUGAGUAUACAAAGGCCCGCAAGCCGCAAUGAUGGCGAAAUAAACAUGCACAAAAAUGACACAGGCUUCCAAUCGCAAGCUGGGCAUCCUUUUUUGGAACAAAACGCACCUCCUGCGACGAAUGGACCAGUACGAACAUCAUGCGCAACAGAAUGUCAACACAUACCCCAAUCAUUCAGGCUACCUGCAUCGAGUCCAUAUGAUAAUUUCUUAAAAGCUGCUAGAAGUUAGUUAAACCAACCAAUCUUUUGGAACCAUAAUAUCACUCACGCGCCCUUAAAAUUUGCACAAAAGAUAUGGUUUUGAAGAUCAGUCGGUCCCGAGACAUUGUGCUUGCAUGCUGCAUAAUUAGAGAUGGUGAAUACUUAUGUUUGUGAUCGAAUCGCGACUGCUUAUUACAGUUCCUUCUCCGACAAAAUUCAUUCGUUUAAAAUUUGUUUGUGUUUAUUAUGUAUAGAACUGAGAGGCAUGGGGAUGGCCUAAAGGGCUGAUCUUAUGAGAGUUUAUUUUGUAAUUAGAAAAGUGAACUGUAAUUUGUUGAGGGGUUAAGUAUUCUUUUUCACCCUUGAGUUGAUGAAGGUGAAUGAAUGUAAACAUUGUAUUUGUAAAUUGUUAGCCUGAAAAUUUCAUUGUUAGCUGUGAAAAUUGUAGUUUUAUACAACAAAAGGUUAUUCUUGUUA